CGAACGGAAGAAGGUUGGGACGAACCACGAACGGAACUACUGACGGAAGAACUGAAGAAGCCGCCGCCGCCAGACGCACCGUCGAACGCCGACCCUCAAGCUCCAGCCUCCAGGGUCCUUCUGGAUUUGGGACCGGCCCUGAUAUCUACUUGUUUGCUUUUGAUUCACGUUCAAACUUCUUAGUCAUGGUGUUCAUCAAAUCUCCCGAUAAUCGAACCCUAAUCCUAGACUUAAACCCCUCCACAACAACCCUUCCCUCGCUGUGCCUCAAAAUCCAUGAGAAUCACCACAUACCCCUUCAUAGCCAACGCAUAUUCCUCAGCUGCCGUCUCCUAACCAACAACGAUGUGCCCAUCUCACAUCUCGGCGUUUCUGUGAAUUCCACUCUAACCCUACACGUUCCCCUGCUUGGUGGGAUGCAGGCUCCUGUGCAACCGAAGAGCAGGCUUGAGUUUCUUAAUACCAAACCACCUGCUAAUUAUGUUGCCGGGCUUGGUCGUGGUGCCACUGGUUUCACCACAAGAUCUGAUAUUGGGCCGGCCCGAGCUGCCCCGGAUCUUCCUGAUAGAUCGGCCAUUGGUGCUGCUGCUGCUGCACCUGCUGGGGUUGGUCGUGGCAGAGGGAAAGGAGGCGGGGAAGAAGACGAAGAUGACGAGAAUGAUGAGAAGGGGUAUGAUGAGAAUCAGAAGUUUGAUGAGUUUGAAGGGAAUGAUGUAGGUCUGUUUGCAUCAGCAGAGUAUGAUGAGGAUGACAAGGAAGCUGAUGCAAUUUGGGAGGCUAUUGAUCAGAGAAUGGAUUCAAGGAGGAAAGAUCGGAGAGAGGCAAGGCUUAAGCAAGAAAUUGAGAAGUAUCGUGCAUCAAACCCCAAGAUUACUGAACAGUUUGCAGAUUUAAAGAGAAAGUUGCAUACGAUGUCCACCCAUGAGUGGGAUAGUAUACCUGAAAUUGGGGAUUAUUCAUUGAGGAAUAAAAAGAAGAGAUUUGAGAGUUUUGUGCCGGUUCCUGAUACUUUAUUGGAGAAGGCAAGGCAAGAGAAAGAGCAUGUUACAGCUUUGGAUCCAAAGAGUAGGGGAGUUGGUGGGACUGAAACACCAUGGUCUCAAACUCCAGUUGCAGAUUUGACUGCUAUGGGUGAAGGGAGGGGCACCGUUUUGGAAGUGAGGUUGGAUCGCAUUUUAGACUCAGUCACCGGGCAGACAGUGGUUGAUCCAAAAGGUUAUUUGACCGACUUGAAGAGUAUGAAAAUCACUAGUGAUGCCGAGAUCUCUGAUAUAAAGAAGGCCAGGUUGUUGCUUAAAUCAGUAACUACAACCAAUCCCAAACACCCGCCCGGUUGGAUUGCAGCCGCAAGAUUGGAGGAGGUUGCUGGUAAGUUGCAGGUUGCAAGACAGUUGAUUAAAAAGGGAUGUGAAGAGUGCCCCAAGAGCGAGGACAUUUGGCUGGAAGCUUGCCGGCUCGCUAGCCCUGGUGAGGCUAAGGCUGUAAUUGCAAGUGGUAUAAAGGUGAAUCCAACUUCAGUGAAACUGUGGCUAGAGGCUACAAAAUUGGAAGAAGACGAUUCAAAUAAGAGUCGUGUUUUGAGGAAAGGGUUGGAACAUAUACCCAAUUCAGUUAGACUUUGGAAAGCUGUUGUGGAGUUGGCCAAUGAGGAAGAUGCUAGACUUUUGCUUCAGAGGGCUGUUGAGUGCUGUCCGUUGCAUGUUGAGUUGUGGCUUGCUCUUGCUAAAUUGGAGAAUUAUGACAAUGCUAAGAAGGUACUUAAUAAGGCAAGAGAGAAGCUCCCCAAGGAACCUGCCAUUUGGAUAACUGCUGCAAGACUGGAAGAAGCUAACGGGAAUACCACUACGGUUCUUAAAAUCAUAGAAAGAGGUAUCAGGGCAUUGCAGAGAGAAGGUCUGGAAAUUGAUCGCGAGUCUUGGAUGAAGGAAGCUGAGGGUUGUGAAAGAGCUGGGUCUGUCCUGACCUGCCAGGCUAUAAUAACUAACACCGUUGGACUUGGGGUGGAAGAAGAAGACAGGAAAAGGACUUGGGUUGCUGACGCCGAAGAAUGCAAGAAGAGGGGAUCCAUUGAAACAGCGAGGCAAAUUUAUUCUCAUGCCCUCACGGUGUUCAGGACCAAGAAGAGCAUCUGGCUUAAAGCGGCACAACUGGAGAAGAGCCACGGAACCCGGGAAAGCCUCGAUGCUCUCCUCCGUAAAGCAGUUACAUAUAUACCAAAUGCUGAGGUUCUAUGGUUAAUGGGUGCCAAAGAGAAGUGGCUUGCCGGUGAUGUGCCUGCUGCCAGGGCAAUUCUUGAGGAAGCAUUUGCUGCAAUUCCAGAUUCCGAGGAGAUUUGGCUUGCUGCUUUUAAGCUCGAGUUUGAGAACAAAGAAACUGAGAGAGCCAGAAAACUACUUGCUAAGGCUCGAGAUAGAAUACCUGGGGCAGAACGUGUCUGGAUGAAAUCUGCAAUAGUUGAGAGAGAAUUAGGGAACAUAGAGGAAGAGAAAUUCCUGCUCGAUGAUGGGCUGAAGCGAUUCCCCUCCUUUUUCAAACUCUGGUUGAUGCGCGGUCAGCUUGAAGAACGUCUUGGCAAUCUGGAGAAUGCAAAGAGUACAUAUGAAUCUGGUUUGCAGAACUGCCCAAACUGCAUCCCCUUGUGGUUAUCUCUUGCUAAACUGGAGGAGAGGAUUAGCGGUGGAUUGAGCAAAGCUAGAGCAGUUCUUACCAUGGCCAGGAAGAAGAACCCAAAGAAUCCUCAACUAUGGCUUGCUGCAGUACGGGCUGAGGCCCGGCAUGGCUACAAGAAGGAAGCUGAUGUUCUUAUGGCGAAGGCAUUACAGGAGUGCCCGACAAGUGGUAUACUAUUGGCCGCUUCUAUUGAGAUGGCACCACGUCCUCAAAGAAAAUCUAAGAGUUCAGAUGCUUACAAGAAGUGCAACCAGGACGCAUAUGUUCUUGCUGCCAUUGCAAAGCUGUUCUGGAACGAUAGGAAGGUUGAUAAAGCGAGGACGUGGUUCAACCGGGCCGUCACAAUUGCUCCGGAUAUUGGGGAUUUCUGGGCUUUGUUUUACAGGUUCGAGGAGCAGUUUGGUUCUGAAGAUACACGGAAUGAGGUGCUGAGAAAAUGUGUUGCUGCUGAGCCUAAGCAUGGCGAAAAGUGGCAAUCAAUAGCCAAGGCCGUGGAGAAUUCUCACAAGCCUACGGAUCAAGUUUUGCAGCGAGUUGUUGCUGCACUGAAGAAAGAAGAGAAUGCUGCUGCUGCUGAAAUCAACGAGUAACAUCAGUCUGCACUAGUUUUGGAUGUUCUUUGUGAUUUGUUAUCUUUUUUAAGAUAUGCAUAGCAACAAGGAAUUGCAGUCAGCUACUAUGUUUGAUUGAGACUUUCAGUCUCAUCACAAAAGAGUGAUACCCAUACAGAAGAACAGAGGGGUUAAAACACAAUACUCAUCAAUCAUCAUUUCAGCUCAAAUUGUUGCAAAGGUAUUCUCCAUACUAACUCUGGUUUGAUUUCCAAGAGGUUUACUGAUUGAUCAAUUGUAUGCUUUAUGUGGCAAUAAAAAAGAAACAGUGGAGCAAAUAUCCCAAGAAUGCUGUUCCCUUGAUAGAGUCCAUUUCAGAUUCUUGAAAUCUUCACUAACACUUUGUUU
This is a messenger RNA of Cuscuta campestris, 3629 nucleotides long. The record is from the annotation of a GenBank genome assembly. Lineage: Eukaryota; Viridiplantae; Streptophyta; Magnoliopsida; Solanales; Convolvulaceae.